ACGCACGAACCAAAACUAAACUAACCAAGUUGUCACGGAGUGAUUUGUGUCUUGUCUACAUUUAUUUAAUUAAUCAAUUAGGUUAACGAUAUUUUAUUGAAAAAAUUCAUCGGUUGGAUUUGGUUUGGUUUAAUUACAUAUAUUUGCUCAUUGAAAACGCCCACGAUCGGAAAAAUGUCCAUCUUCUCUUAUAAUGGUGGUGCUGUUGUGGCUAUGAAAGGGAAAAACUGUGUGGCUAUUGCAGCUGACCGACGUUUCGGGAUUCAGGCUCAGACCAUCUCAACAGACUUCCAGAAAGUUUUUGAGAUGGGAUCACACCUGUAUGUUGGAUUACCAGGACUCGCUACUGACACUCAAACAGUAGAGCAGAGGCUUAAGUUUAGGCUGAAGCUCUAUGAGCUUAGAGAAGGCCGUGUCAUGAGUCCGAAGGUGUUCGCAUCUAUGCUCUCCAACCUGCUAUAUGAAAAGAGGUUUGGUCCCUACUUCGUAGAACCCGUAGUGGCAGGUCUGGACCCCAAAACGUUUGAGCCGUUUGUCUGCAGCAUGGAUCUGAUUGGCUGCCUCAGCACACCAGAGGACUUCUGCGUCGGAGGUACCAGCAGCAACCAGCUGUUUGGCAUGUGUGAGGUGCUGUGGCAGCCAGAUCUAGAGCCUGAGGACCUGUUUGAGACCAUCUCCCAAGCUCUAGUCAACUCAGCUGACAGAGAUGCAAUGGCUGGAUGGGGUGCUGUCGUUCACAUCAUAGAAAAGGAUAAGGUCACAACAAGAACAGUCAAGACAAGAAUGGACUAAUUUAUGGCUUACUUAUAUUUUUGUGGAUUCACAUUUUCAAUUCAUAAGUUCUAAUAAAUUUUUUUUUCAAAA
Macrosteles quadrilineatus (aster leafhopper) is the source of this 864-nucleotide messenger RNA. It is a transcript of the gene Prosbeta3, whose product is annotated as proteasome subunit beta type-3. The record is from RefSeq and is a predicted model, not a curated record. Gene Ontology annotation, cellular component: proteasome core complex, beta-subunit complex; proteasome core complex. NCBI's taxonomy places the organism in Eukaryota, Metazoa, Arthropoda, Insecta, Hemiptera, Cicadellidae. The transcript has 6 exons. The coding region runs from base 175 to 792 and encodes 205 amino acids. Gene Ontology annotation, biological process: proteasome-mediated ubiquitin-dependent protein catabolic process.